This is a messenger RNA of Hemibagrus wyckioides, 3415 nucleotides long. RefSeq names its product par-6 family cell polarity regulator gamma b (gene pard6gb). Gene Ontology annotation, molecular function: protein kinase C binding. Bases 257 to 1540 code for a protein of 427 amino acids. Gene Ontology annotation, cellular component: cell cortex; apical plasma membrane; nucleus. The record is from RefSeq and is a predicted model, not a curated record. The transcript is spliced from 3 exons. NCBI's taxonomy places the organism in Eukaryota, Metazoa, Chordata, Actinopteri, Siluriformes, Bagridae. Gene Ontology annotation, biological process: centrosome cycle; establishment or maintenance of cell polarity; regulation of cellular localization.
UCUCUCUCUCUCAGGCAGGGGCGGUGAUUUUUACCCUCCUUCCACAUCUAUUUUUUUCCCCCUGAAGUUUGUUGAACCGCUCAGAGAGUCGAGAUCGGAAUAGUCUAGGAUUACGCUUUCCUUUCCAGGAUAUAGACACACACACACACACACACAUACAUAUAUAUAUAUAUAUAUAUAUAUAUAUACAUAUAUACACACGCAGAGAGAGUGAGAAGCGGACCGCAUUGAGACCAUCGAGGAGUCCAAAAAAAAAAUGAAUCGGAGUUUUAAUAAUAAGGCGCCGACUUUGCGCCAGUCGGACCUGGACGCGGUGGAAGUCAAAAGCAAAUAUGGUGCGGAGUUCCGCAGGUUUUCGGUGAACCGAGCGAAGCCUGGAAAAUUCGAGGAGUUCUUUAAGCUGAUCAUGAACCUCCAUCGCAUCGCCAACAUGGAGGUGAUGAUCGGCUACGCUGACGUCCACGGAGACCUGCUGCCUAUUAACAAUGACGACAACUUCUGCAAAGCUGUGUCCACUGCGCACCCGCUGCUCCGGAUCUUUAUACAAAGACAAGAGGAAAUCGACUACAGCACCUUUGGGACCAACACGCUGACCCGAAAGAAGAAGGCUGGCGUGGCUCUGCGUAACGACCUAAACAGGAAGCGUCCGCACAUCCGCAUCGGCCUUCCUCAGGACUUCCGUCCCGUGUCAUCCAUCAUCGACGUGGACAUCGUGCCCGAGUCGCACCGGCGUGUGAGGCUGUACCGACACGGCUCACACAAACCGCUCGGGUUCUACAUCCGAGACGGCACCAGCGUACGUGUCACAGCACACGGCCUUGAGAAGGUGCCGGGGAUCUUUAUCUCCCGCCUGGUCCCUGGCGGCCUGGCUGAAGGAACGGGUCUGCUCGCCGUCAACGACGAGGUUCUCGAGGUCAACGGGAUCGAGGUGACAGGCAAGACUCUGGACCAGGUGACCGAUAUGAUGAUCGCUAACAGCCACAACUUGAUCGUCACGGUGAAGCCGGCUAAUCAGCGUAACAAUGUUGUGCGAGCCAGCCGCGUGUCAGGAAGUUCCGGUCAGUCUUCAGAUAGCAGCAGCAGCUCGGGCAUCACCAGCAUGCAGUCCCUACCCUCCUCCAUGCCCGCUGUGAGCUCCAGCUACGCCCACGACGACCUGGACAGCGACGAGGAGUCGGACAUUGUCAUCGAGAACAGCAUCGGUCGCCAGACUCGCCAUUCGAACGCCUCUCUGGCGUCGCUCACGUCUCGAACCACUCAACUGACCUCCGCCUCGCCUCCCAAACCCCAAAGCAGACCGCUCUCGGUCGUGUCCACGGCUUCCUUCCAUUCAAACGCCAGCCUCAACGGAACAGGCCACAACAGCCUGAGCUACAGGCUUCACAGAGACCUGAACCUCCAUCACACGGCUUUCAACGGCGCCAGAGAAAGCAACGGCAGCCUUCACAAAAUCCUCAGCAGCCUGAGAACGGACCCUCGGAACAGCCUGGCGCUGCCCAGCGGCGGCGUAGAGGAGGACGGCAUGGUCAUCACUCUAUAACACACACACACACACACACACACGGAUAGAGGUGCACGCGUCAUAUAAUCGCCCUCUUAACCUGAUCCCACCCAGAGACUUCACAGCCUGGGGCAACAGACUUGACGUGGGACGACUUCACUACUUUCUUAAAGCUUUUUGUAAAAUGUAAUUUAACAUCUUGAAUUUUUACUUGUUCUUAAAUGACGUGUCUUAUCUUAUCUGUCGGGGUGAUGCAUAGGGAAUAGUCUGGUACAUGUCUCUCUCUUUGUUUUUUUUAUCUCUGUUUUCUCUCUUUUCCUUUUAGUCGGUUUCCAGAGCCACAGAUUACAUACUAAUUUACAGUGAAUGUCGCUUAGAUCAAGUUUUGCAUAUGGAAAGAAUCUUCAUUUUUUUCUUCUGAAUGUCUCAGCUGUAAGGUUCAGGCCUGUCUAAGGCUUCUGGCUUCAUACAUACCGUAAAGUAUAUCAAACAUUUUCCACUACCACAAGCAGUCCACUGGAAUUCUGGGAGAAAUAAGCAAGGUAUUAUACCGAAUCAUUAGCCACCUCUGUUCUGUAGCUUUAUAACUCAUUCAUUCCAGCAGCCUGAGUGUUCCAGGUGAUGUACGAGAAUACACUGUAAUUUCAUGAAUCACUGUAAUUUCCUGGAUCAAGAAUUUCUUACUAAACAUUCUCGAUGAUGGUGUCUUAGGAUGAUGUUUUGCUUGGACAUGUGUGCUUAGUUUUCUAGCACAUGUGUAACACAGUGACCAAAAAUAGUCCUCUUUUUUUUUUUUUUUUUUUUUUCCCCGAACCCUCUGUAUACUGCAGUGACGUUUACGUUUUCUGACUAACAAGCACACAUUUUUGUCGCUCAGCUCCUAAUGAAUUGUCAACUCCGGGCUCAUGACACAGCUGUGUAGAGUUUCUCCGUUCUCUCAGCUUGUUUAGCUUCCACAUGCAGGUGCUAAAAGGAAAAGUCCCCCCUGAACCGAUGGCAUAUUAAUCUUUAUAACUAGUCGGUGGUGUCCAAGAUGAAGUUAUUUGAUUGACAUGUUGUUCUGUUUUCACGUACACACUCUACCUAAGCCUGUGAUGCGGCGGCGCUUUAGUCAUCUCUGUCCAUCUCGCUCGCUUCCUCGUUUCUAAGCUCUGCUUAAACGCAUCAGCUUUCGUGCUAAUACCGCAGUCAAGCUCAUCGCAUUGCAUUCUGGGAGUCCAGCUUUUUUUUUUUUUUGCUAACCUUCUCCUUUACUUUCUAUGUUGUUUCUCAUUAUUGUGACGUCCUUAAUGUGACAUCAGUGUAGCACACAGCUGCCAAAUUCUCACAGGGUCAAUAAAAAUGUAGCACCAACCAACAAAUCAGCACCUGAAUCGCUCAUUUCGUGUGUUUUCUUUUUCAUGGUGGAGUCUUUUAAUGUGCACUUUUAUCACCAGUGGAUCUGGGAGCAAUCAUUACAUAAAGCAUGAAUCCUAUCAGUGGUGUUUUUCACCUCUUUUAGUUAAAGAAAAGUGUGUUCAUCAUCAGCGGGUGUCAUCUGUAUGUCUGGUUUUUUUUUUUAGAUGAGCAAAUUGAGGCUUUGCUAGUGCUGUCAGUGUCUAGGCACAUACAUUACCCUUCAUGAUCCUGUGUGCCUUAGGAAAACUUGGACUCUGCAUAACUCAUAAACUCCUUCAUCUGGUAGAAUCCAGCCACUGAAUAUUCCGUAGCUUGUUUCAGGUUCACAUACGUAUCCGUGUCACCCUCUACUGGUCACAUCUGGAGUUCAUCAUCAACACACCGGGAACCUCCUCACAUCAGAGUAAAUGUAUAUUUAUUCUGCAGAAAUGUGUCUUGGUUUUUUGUUUUUUUUUUUCCUUCAUUUCUUUGUUUGUUUGUUUUUUUUCCCUCUGUACAUCAAUUUUAAGUUUAAAU